Micropterus salmoides (largemouth bass) is the source of this 2214-nucleotide messenger RNA. Its product is annotated as cyclin-dependent kinase 17-like. The transcript is spliced from 17 exons. The record is from RefSeq and is a predicted model, not a curated record. Gene Ontology annotation, cellular component: cytoplasm; nucleus. Lineage: Eukaryota; Metazoa; Chordata; Actinopteri; Centrarchiformes; Centrarchidae. Bases 362 to 1942 code for a protein of 526 amino acids. Gene Ontology annotation, biological process: protein phosphorylation. Gene Ontology annotation, molecular function: protein kinase activity; ATP binding.
UGGUGGCAGUCAGGCAGAGGACACACUCAGAUCAACCAGUAAUCACCAUCGUCUCUCACACUGCCAUGGUCUGUGCAAACGAAAAAACAACAGCAGCGCUUCCUAUUUUCUACCGGGAGUGAAAGUUUAAAGGAUAAAAAACAAAACCAUGCUACUGGACGCUACAAUCCCGCGGAUGUAAGCGACAUUGAAGACCAGAAAGUAGCCACCACCACACCGAAACCACGAAGACGAAGCAGUCGGUGUUUUUUUUGCACGCUCGGAGGGAAAGACGGCAUCCGGCCAGAGAAGAAGCUCCGAGGUCGGGGACUCCGGUCGGAGUACCGCUCAUCGUUUCUGGCCUCCCCUUCCUGAGAGCUCCAUGGAGAAAAUGAAGCGGUUCAAACGACGUCUCUCUCAGACGCUACGAGGCAGCCACACUAUAGACGAGUCGCUGUCUGAGUUGGCUGAGCAGAUGACCAUCGAGGAGAAUGGCCUGAAGGAUAGCGAGCCCAUAGUGAGGAAUGGUCGUCCUCCGUCUGCCCACAGUGUACACUCCUUCCUCCACCAGUACACAGGCUCCUUUAAAAAGCCGCCGCUGCGACGACCUCAGAGCGUCAUCGGAGGAGGCCUGGGCUCUCUAAUGGUCAUGCCUCGCAACGGCAGCCGCCUCGAUAUCGUCCAUGAGAACCUGAAGAUGGGGUCGGACGGGGAGAGUGACCAGGCAUCGGGGACUUCCUCUGAUGAGGUGCAGUCGCCCACCGGUGUUUGUCUGAGGAACAGAGGGAACAGACGCAUCUCUGCAGAGGACCUGAACAAACGCCUUUCCCUGCCGGCUGACAUCCGGAUACCUGACGGUUACCUGGAGAAGCUGCAGCUGAGCAGCCCCCCCUUCGACCAGCCGCUGAGCCGACGCUCCCGUAGAGCAUCACUGUCAGAAAUUGGAUUUGGGAAGCUGGAGACUUACAUCAAACUGGACAAACUGGGGGAGGGCACAUACGCUACAGUCUUCAAAGGGCGGAGUAAGCUGACAGACAACCUUGUGGCACUGAAGGAGAUAAGACUGGAGCACGAGGAGGGGGCGCCAUGCACAGCUAUCCGAGAAGUGUCGUUACUGAAGGACCUGAAACACGCCAACAUUGUGACGCUGCACGACAUCGUCCACACAGACAAGUCGCUCACACUGGUCUUUGAGUACCUGGACAAAGACCUCAAGCAGUACAUGGAUGACUGCGGGAACAUCCUGAGCAUGCAGAAUGUCAAGAUUUUUCUGUUCCAGAUCCUGCGAGGCUUGGCGUACUGUCACAGACGGAAAGUUCUCCACAGAGACCUGAAGCCCCAGAAUCUGCUAAUCAAUGAUAGAGGAGAACUCAAACUAGCUGACUUUGGCCUGGCGAGGGCCAAGUCUGUGCCCACUAAAACAUACUCUAACGAGGUGGUAACGCUUUGGUAUCGCCCUCCCGACGUGCUGCUGGGCUCCUCAGAGUACUCCACACAGAUAGACAUGUGGGGUGUGGGCUGUAUAUUUUAUGAGAUGUCUGCCGGCAGGCCCCUGUUCCCUGGCUCCACAGUGGAGGACGAGCUGCACCUCAUCUUCAGGCUGCUAGGCACUCCCACAGAAGACAGCUGGCCUGGAAUAUCCUCUAUUGACGAGUUCAAGUCCUACAAGUUCCCCAAGUACAAGGUCCAGCCCCUCAUUAACCAUGCACCCAGGUUGGACACUGAUGGCAUCGACCUGCUGAUGUCAUUCCUAAAAUACGAGUCGAAAAAGAGGAUCUCUGCUGAUGAAGCAAUGAGACAGCCAUACUUCAGGAGCCUGGGGCCACGUGUGCACUCGCUGCCAGAGAGCAUAUCCAUAUUCACACUGAAGGAGGUCCAGUUGCAGAGAGACCCUGGCUACCGGAACUCAUCGUACCCUGAGUCCGGCAACGGAAAGAGCAGAAGACAAAGCAUGCUGUUUUAGAUUCUCUGGACUGUAUUUUUUAUUUUUUAUUUGGGAAGGAUCUCCUAGCUGUACAGUCUCGCUGAUGGAUCAGUAACCUGAGAUGUAUGUUGGCGUGGAGCAUCAUCAUCAUCAUCACUCCCCCAGAACUACUUGGGAAACUUGUCCACAGUGUGACCGACCGCCGUUCCAGGUUUGGCCUGAACCUGGCCCAAAAGAGACAUUUAUAUACUGUACAUCUAUAUUUAUUGAGAAGAGAAUUUGCUGCUAAAUACAACUACUGUCUAGAAUUC